AUGUGCAUCAAACACUUCAUCGACUCCUACUGCACCUCCUGCGAUGAUCUCGUCCAAGGCCGCUCGACAGAGUACCCUUGCAGGCCAAAAUACAGAGGAGAGCGCAUUGGCCAAUGCGCGGGAGGCAUCGAAACCAAGACAGUUACGGAAGCCGUGUUGUGCCAGAACUGUGAGAAGAAACAGAGGAAGAUGGAGAAGAAGAAUAAGAAGGAGAAAGACAAGGCAAACGGAAAGGAGAAGGAGAAGGAGAAGAGGCAGAAACAUUCAGGUUGUGCUUCUGCUGCUGGUGAGAUGCCGAGUGGGAAGGAGGAGGAACAACCGCUUACCACUGAAUCAUGA
Messenger RNA from Sordaria macrospora k-hell, 339 nucleotides. RefSeq lists its product as uncharacterized. The record is from RefSeq and is a predicted model, not a curated record. NCBI's taxonomy places the organism in Eukaryota, Fungi, Ascomycota, Sordariomycetes, Sordariales, Sordariaceae.